GUGUGACACUUGUGUGAGUUACUGAAAUUGUUGACUGUUUAACAGAAGAGUUUGGAUGAGAUACCUCUGGGAGACCUGAGACACAGAUUCAUUUCAUCAUUCAUAUAACAUUUGAGUACUUCAGAUAUUUUUCUUUUUGUCCUGCUGAAGUAAAUCAUUGAAGGAAUAUGGCACCUGUUAGAGAGCUGAUCAAGAACUCCCUGAAGAAUCUAGGAACAGCUCAUCUGAAGGAGUUUCAGUGGUACUUGAAGAAUCAUGAAUGCCUUUCAACUUCUGAAAUGGAGAAUGCAGAUGUCCUAGACACAGUGGACAGGAUGGUGGAGCGUUUUGGAUCAGAAGAAGCUAUGAAGAUCAUGGUGGACAUUCUGAAGAAGAUGAACCAGUAUAAUUUGGCUGAAGAAUUAGAGAACAAGCACAAGGAAGCUCAGACUAAGGGCAAUGUGAAGGCUUCUUCCACUUUUGGAGCUGAUUCAAAACAGAUCGAGGAUUCAACUGCAGAGGACAGUAAAGCUGGUUGUCAUCUUUACGGCAAGAUCAGCCAAAAACUGAAGAACAAAUUACAAGAGGACUACAAGCGGAUAUUGGUUGGUAAUUCUCAGACAGGUCAUCGAAAACACCUGAAUGAUAUUUACACUGAUCUAUAUGUGGUGGAGAAUGAGACUGGAGGAAUAGUGCGUGAACACGAGUUGGGACAGAUUGAAUCAAAUCUCAACCGAUUUUCUGCCAAGGACACACUGAUCCAGUGCAAUGACAUAUUCAAAGUCCAGAGUGAUACGGGUCGACAAAACAGAAAAGUACUGAUGAUGGGCAUCGCAGGAGUGGGAAAGACAGUCUCCAUUAAUAAAUUUCUUCUUGACUGGGCUGAAGGAAAAGAAAAUCAGAAUAUACUCUUCGUAUUUCCAUUUCCAUUCCGUGAACUGAAUAGGAUUACAGAAAAGUACAGUCUCAUGGGACUGCUUAACAAAAGCUUCUUUAAUGGUCCUGAAGAACUGCCCUCUCUUCCUGAAGGUGACGGUAAGGUCAUGUUCAUCUUUGAUGGGCUGGAUGAAUAUCGCUUCCCUUUGAAAUUUCAUGACACUGAUGAAUUUACAGAUAUCCAUAAAAAAACAUCAGUGAGUAAAAUAGUUACAAACCUGAUCAAGAGACAUCUGGUUUCCUCUGCUCUCAUCUGGAUCACAUCCAGACCCGCAGCAGCCGGUCUGAUACCCCGAAACUACAUUGAUCAGGUGACAGAGGUACGAGGAUUCAAUGAUGAGCAAAAAAAGCAAUACUUCAUCAAAAACAGUCCUGGAGUUGCUGGAAACAUCAUCCGUCACAUCAGGAAAUCCAGGAGCCUGUACAUCAUGUGCCACAUACCCGUCUUCUGCUGGAUCUCUCUUACUGUUCUUCAGCCUCUACUGUCUCAAGAGAGCAAUGACAAAACACCUACAACUCUCACAGAGAUGUACACAAACUUCUUACUUUCUCAGAAGCAACAGAUGAAAACAAAAUACUGUAAUCAUCCUGAGCUCAACCCCGAAGCCAUGUCUUUUGAUCAGAUUCUUCUGAAGCUUGGGGAACUGGCCUUUAAACAGCUGGAGAAAGGUCAUCUGAUUUUCUACAAAGAAGAUCUUGAGGAGUGUGGACUCGAUGUCAGUGAAGGGUCAGUGUACUCUGGGUUAUGCACUCAGAUCUUUCAGAUGGAAAAAUCUGUGUCAGAGAGAAAGAUUUACAGUUUCGUACAUCUCAGCAUCCAGGAGUUUCUCGCUGCUAUCUAUGUGUUUUUCAAAUACAUAUGCCAUAGAAAAAAUGCCUGUCUUCAAUCCUGGAUAGAAAAACAGAAAUGGAAACUCUACAAAACAUCAUUAUUUGACCUUCAUAAAGCUGCAGUCAAGAAUGCUUUAAAAAGCAAGAACGGACACCUGGACCUUUUCCUUCGGUUCCUGCUGGGUCUCUCACUGGAGUCCAAUCAGAGUGACCUGAGGGAACUGCUGCCAGGACUGGAACCAAAAACAGAAACCAUCAAAGACACUGCUGACUAUAUCAAAAAGAAAAUAGAGAGUGAAAAUUCAGUAGAGAGGACCAUUAACCUCUUCCACUGUCUGAAUGAAUUGAAGGAUGACUUUGCAGAGGACAUUCAGAAGAAUCUGAGCUCAGGAUAUCUUUCAGCACAGAAUCUUUCCUCUGCUCAAUGGUCAGCUCUGGUUUUUGUGCUGCUGAUGUCAGAAGAGACUCAAGAGAAAUUUGAACUGCAGAAAUACAGAAGAUCUGAUGAAGCAGUGAUGAGACUAAUGCCAGUGAUCAAAAACACCAGAAGAGCACUGUUGUCUGACUGUAUGUUGACAGACGAAGGCUGUGGUUAUGUGUCUGUAGCUCUGAGUUCAAGCCCUUCACACAUGAGAGAGUUGGAUCUGAGCUACAAUUACCUACAGGAUUCAGGAGUGAAACUGCUCUCUUAUGGACUGAAGAGUCCAAACUGUCAAUUGGAGAUACUGAGGUUGUCAGGCUGUAUGGUGACAGAGGAAGGGUGUGGUUAUGUGUCUUCUGUUCUGAUUUCAAGCCCCUCACACCUGAGAGAGCUGGAUUUAAGUAACAAUGACCUGCAGGACUCAGGAGUGAAUCUUCUCUCUAAUGGACUGAAGAGUCUAAACUGUCAGCUGGAGAUACUGAGGUUGUCUGGCUGUAUGGUGACAGAGGAAGGUUGUGGUUUUGUGUCUUCAGCCCUGAUCUCAAACCCCUCACACCUGAGAGAGCUGGUUCUGAGCUACAAUGAGCUGCAGGAUUUGGGAGUAAAUCUACUCUCUAAUGGACUGAAGAGUCCAAACUGUCAGCUGGAGAUACUGAGGUUGUCUGGCUGUAUGGUGACAGAGGAAGGCUGUGGUUAUCUGUCUUCAGCUCUGAGUUCAAACCCCUCACACCUGAGAGAGCUGGAUCUGAGCUAUAAUCACCCAGGACAAUCAGGAGCCCAGCUGCUCAAUGACAAGCUGAAGGAUCCAAACUGCUCACUGCAGAUACUAAGUGUGGAUCAUGGAGGAGAGGUCAGGAUGACAGCAGAACCACAGAGAUGGGCCUGUAGUCUCACACUGGAUCCAAACACAGCACACACUCAAAUAAUCCUUUCUGAGGAGAACAGAAAGAUAACACGUGUGUUAGACCAUCAGCUGUAUCCUGAUCAUCCAGAGAGAUUUGAUGAGUGUCGUCAGGUUCUGUGUAGAGAGAGUCUGACUGGACGCUGUUACUGGGAGGCUGAAUGGAGUGGAAUGGGGGCUGAUAUAGCAGUGACAUAUAAAGGAAUCAACAGGAAUGGGGGUCGAGACUCUUGGUUUGGAUAUAGUAACAAAUCUUGGAGUCUGCACUGCUCUAGAAAAAGAUACACUGCCUUUCAUGAUAAUAAGCAAACAGACAUACCAGCCUAUCCAUCCUCUAAUAGAGUAGGAGUGUAUCUGGACGUGUCGGCCGGGACUCUGUCCUUUAACAGUGUCUCUGACACACACACACUCACGCACUUACACACAUUCAACACCCCAUUCACUGAACCUCUCUAUGCUGGAUUUAGGGUUGAUUUUAAAUCUGAGGUAUUUUUAUCAGAGUAAAACACAGAGAAGCAAACAACUAAAAUUGAGAGAUUAUUCAUAAAUUAUUACUUUACAGGUACAUUUUUGAACUUUUUCUUCUCAUUGCUGUUUUAUGUCUGAAUUUCAAAAUGACCUUACCAGAAACCAAGCAACCAUUGAAAUAAUGUUACAUCAACGUUAAUGUGUAAAUGUUAACCAAAAUGAAUCAACAUCACUUUUGCACCUGCAAUCAAUGUUGAAAAAAUGUUGAAAAAAUGUUGAAAUUUCAUCAAAAAAUCCAUGGUAAAGGCAUUGAAUCAAUGUUUAAAUGUGAUUGUUGUGAUGUUCGUUCAACAUCAUGCUUGCACUCUCAGAAAAUGAAACACAACAACAAAUCAACUGCAAAUAAAAUAAGACAAUAAAUCUCUCAAGAUCCCAGCAGAGGAGGAUUAAACAACUCCAAAAAGA
Molecule: messenger RNA, 4001 nt
Organism: Megalobrama amblycephala (Wuchang bream)
Lineage: Eukaryota; Metazoa; Chordata; Actinopteri; Cypriniformes; Xenocyprididae
Product: NACHT, LRR and PYD domains-containing protein 12-like
Exons: 9
Coding region: 168-3572 (1134 amino acids)
Molecular function (GO): protein binding
Source: RefSeq, a predicted model, not a curated record